Ceratitis capitata (Mediterranean fruit fly) is the source of this 2048-nucleotide messenger RNA. RefSeq names its product poly(A) RNA polymerase, mitochondrial (gene MTPAP). The transcript has 5 exons. Gene Ontology annotation, biological process: mitochondrial mRNA polyadenylation. The coding region runs from base 184 to 2031 and encodes 615 amino acids. NCBI's taxonomy places the organism in Eukaryota, Metazoa, Arthropoda, Insecta, Diptera, Tephritidae. Gene Ontology annotation, molecular function: poly(A) RNA polymerase activity. The record is from RefSeq and is a predicted model, not a curated record.
ACUUUAUAGGUAAAAAAAAACGAAACAGGCGAUGAUCCGGUUACUGCUCAGCUACGUUUAUCUCUAUCAAUACUUAUCACAAUAAACAGCUGAUAAAUUUAACGUAACCUAAAAUAGUUUUUUUGACCGCUAAACUUUAGAUCAGUUGUUUACUUGCUAUCCAAGGAUUUGUCAGAUCCAAUUAUGCAUUGCUUAAUGAGAAACAAUACGAAACACUUGCUAAAUUGGAGCAAACAUCUGAGCAGGCAAUGCACCUCGAAAGCAAUAAUCAGUGAACCUAAAGAAAAACUGCUCUACAAUGAUAUGUUACAACGUCGUCAGCAGCAAGCAACACGCAGUAUUGUGGUACAAGUUCAAUCAGAAAAAUCAUUCCCUGAAUUGUAUAACUACUGCGCUAGCUUCGGUAAAAUAUUAAGUGCACACCAUUAUCGCAUUCAUCAAGAUGACGAUCAACAUUAUAUAUUAUUGGAAUUUGGCAGUGCAGAAGAAGCUUCAGCUGCCAUAUCUUCUUCAGCGUACAAUGAUGAACUAUCCGGUGUGCCAGCGCAUUCACCAUUUCUGUGGUUUAGAGCGACAAGUAGCAUACGUACAUUGAAAGCAGCUGAUCAAACGACUGAGGCCAAACUAGCUGUUAUUGGUGGUACUACAAUGCUUGAUAACAACGAUUUAAAUGAUGUAUUGUGUGAAGCGUCGAAUUUAGAUCAACAAAUAUUCCAUUUACACCAAAAGACACAACUCAAUGAUCUCGGUGUACGUUUACGUUUUCUAGCUGCUCUACAGGUGAAACAAGCGGUAUCUGGUAUAUUUCCCAAUGCAAAUGCGCAACCAUUUGGUUCGUCGGUGAAUGGUUUUGGCAGAAUGGGUUGUGAUUUAGAUUUAAUAUUGCGUUUCGAUCGUGAAAUAGUUGGUGCAGCAGCAAUGCAGAAGCGCAAUAAUGAGUCUCGUUUGGUAUUUCAUACGAAGGAAAAUUUAACAAAUGGGCGUUCGCAAACACAGCGUCAAAUGGAAAGCCUUGGUGAUAUGUUACAUCUUUUCCUACCCGGCGUGUGUCAUGUGCGACGUAUUCUACAGGCGCGUGUGCCGAUCAUAAAGUAUCACCAUGAACAUUUAAAUUUGGAGGUGGAUCUCUCCAUGAGCAAUCUCACCGGCUUCUACAUGUCUGAACUAUUGUAUAUGUUCGGUGAGUUUGACGAACGCGUACGACCGCUGACGUUCUGCAUACGCCGUUGGGCACAAACUUGUGGUCUAACCAAUCCCUCGCCCGGUCGUUGGAUAUCGAACUUCUCACUCACCUGCCUUGUGAUAUUCUUUCUACAACAGAUGAAACAGCCCAUACUGCCCACAAUAAAUGCUCUCAUGAAAUCUGCGUCACCAGAUGAUAUUCGACUCACCGAGGAUGGCAUCAAUUGUAGUUUUGGACGUGAUUUCGAACGCAUCAGUUUUCGCAGUCGCAACACAGCGAAAUCAAGCGAAUUGCUAUUACAAUUUUUUGAAUUUUACUCGCAGUUUGAUUUUCACAACCGUGCGAUAUCGCUGAAUGAGGGACGUUCGAUCUCAAAACCAGACCAUUCUGCGCUUUAUAUAGUCAAUCCGUUGGAGCAGGUGCUGAAUGUUAGUAAAAAUGUCAGUCUCGAGGAAUGUGAACGCCUGCGCAUUGAAGUGCGUAACGCUGCUUGGGUGCUGGAGUCAGAAGUGGAGAAUCCGUCACAACCGGAUAAUGGGACGCAAUCGCCUUGGGGCAUUCUGCACCUUUUCAAAACGAAUGAAAAAGCUGUUAUACGGCCGCAUAUGUUUUUCAAGCCGCGCAUGGUCGAAGUAAGCGAUUUAUUUGAUGAUUCUACCACAGAUACACCACCAACCCCUGUGGAUUAUAAAAAUGCGAAUGUAAAACGCGAAGUGGAGAGCAUAAAAUCACAGGCACGUGGUGACCUCAAACAAAUGCGUAUAAAUACUUCUUCAGCUGCAGCAGCGGCGGCGGCGGAAGCAAACGCAACGAUUAUCAAAACGGCUAAGGGGCGUCGUGGUAGAUGAACACCUAUGACUGAAAA